CUACACUUUCUUCACAAAGCAAUAAUUACCUCAACAGUGUAACUUGAACAGACAUGAUGGUGAACUGCUGUGGUCUGCUCACUGCCAAUAAGGAACCAGUUCCUCUGAAGAGCGUGGAGGUGGAGCUGGAGGUGAGGGACCAUGUGGCUACAGUGGUCUCCACUCUGAACUAUGAGAACAAGGAGGACAAACCACUAGAGGCUGUUUUCGUCUUCCCUCUGCCUGGAGAUGCUGCUGUCUGUCAUUUCAGUGCUAAGAUUGGACAGACGCAGAUUGUAGCUGAGGUGAAGGAGAAACAGGAGGCUCGUCAGAAGUAUGAUGAUGCUUUGAGCUCCGGUCAGCAGGCCUUCCUAUUGGAGGAGAGUGAGCAGAGUCCAGAUAUAUUCUCUGCCUGCUGUGCUCAGGACACUGAGCUGGCUGUGCAGGCUGAUGACGGGCUGAGGUUUUGUCUGCCUGCUGUGCUCAACCCUCGCUACCAACCUCAGGGAAGUGGAGGCAGUGGAGGUGGCAGUGUCCAGGUGACCUCUGUUCCAGCCUCUCUGGUGCCCUACAGUCUGUCUUUCUCUGCCCGAGUGUCCUCUCCUCAUCCUAUCUCUAAAGUAGAGUCCCACUGUUCCCUGGACCCUCUCCAGUACCUCAACACAGAGCAAACCCAGGCCACGGUCAAGUUGGCUGCAGGACACAAGUUUGACAGAGAUGUUGAACUGCUGAUUUAUUACAAAGAUGCCCACCAGCCCACUGCUGUGGUGGAGGCAGGACAGGCCUCUGCCAAGCCUGGCACUCUGAUGGGUGAUCCAGUAGUGAUGCUGAGCCUGUACCCUGAGUUCUCCCAGGCUGUGAUGUCUUCAGUCUCCUCAUGUGGAGAGUUUGUGUUCUUACUGGAUCGAUCUGGCAGUAUGGAUUGUGCUACCAAUAACAGCAAGCAGCAAGAAACUCGCAUUGGCAGUGCCAGGGAUACUCUGCUGCUCCUGUUGAAGAGCUUACCAAUGGGCUGCUAUUUCAACAUCUACAGUUUCGGGUCCAGCUACGAACACAUCUUCAGUAAGAGUGUGGAGUACAGCCAGAAGACCUUGGAAGAGGCUCUGAAGAAAGUUGAACAGAUGGGCGCUGAUCUGGGAGGAACAGAGAUUCUUGAGCCCCUCAAACACAUUUACAGCCAGUCCUGCAUUCCCAGUAAACCUAGACAACUAUUUGUCUUUACUGACGGAGAGGUGGGGAACACCAAAGAAGUUAUAAAUCUGGUGAAGAAGAAUUCAGGUUCCCACAGGUGUUUCUCUUUUGGGAUUGGGGAAGGGGCCAGCUCUGCUCUUAUCAAUGGGUUGGCCAAGGAAGGAGGAGGUCACGCUUAGUUCGUCACAGGGACCGACAGGAUGCAACCCAAAGUGAUGCAGUCGCUGCAAUUUGCUCUGCAGCCAGCUGUGGAGGACAUCUCAGUCACCUGGGAUUUGCCAAAGGGAGUGUCUAUCACUGUCCUCUCUCCACCAAUCACAACAAUUUUCCAGGGUCAAAGGUCACUGGUUUAUGCCCAGCUCACUGGACAGAGUUCAGAGGCAGCAGAGGGCUGUGUGACGGUGAAGUACAGCCUGGCAGGUCAUCCCUCUCAGAACCAGCUCCACUUCACUCUCAAACCUGCAGAGAACUCUGGAUUAACAGUCCACAAGUUGGCUGCUCGGACUCUGAUUCGCUCCCUGGAGAUGGGGGAGAGAGAGGACAGAGGAGAGCAAGAUGGAGGAGUGAAGAAGAAGGUGGUUGAGCUCAGUGUCCAAUCAGGAGUGAGCAGUUCCUUCACUGCCUUCAUUGCUGUCAACAAAGGGGACGGCGAGGUGAUUCAAGGACCUCUGGUGUGCAGAAAUGUCCCAACACCCAUGCUGAAGACCUGUGUGGUGCCGCAGUGUCUUGUGAUGUGCUGUGAUGCUCCACGCAGUAUGAGAAAAACUGUCUCGCCCACGCAACCACCCAGAGACCCUUUGCUGCAGUUGGUCUCCCUCCAGAAGGCGUCUGGGUGCUGGGUGCUAGAUCCAGCUCUGGCUGCUGCACUGGGAAAGACCAGCGAGGAGGUGGAGCGCACAAAACCUUCAGCGUGAACCAGGAAGUGUGGGCCACCAUUCUGGCUCUGAUCUGGCUCCAUGGUUUCAAGAUGGAUGCUCAGGAAGAGUGGGAGCUUCUGGCUAUGAAGGCUGUGUCAUGGCUCUGUGCUCAGAAUGCACCAUGUGUGACAGAGUGUGUGGAAGCUGGAAAUGCACUGUUGGGUUGCAACGUGCAGAAAGACGCUCUGGGACUCUGAGGUUUUCAUUAAACUGGCUUAUCCUUCAGGAUUGGUACACAGAAGCAGAUUUACUCCAUCCUCCAACCUUUACAUGUUACUCUUUGCACUAUCUACCUUUAUAAUAUGGUGUGCCUUAGUAUAUUUGCACUGUGCUUCAUCUAUCCAGGACAAGUCAUGUAACAAGACAAAGAAUUGUUUUAACGUUGCUGUGUAUCGGAAAUUGUUACUUGUCACUUCAAAAAAUUAAACCUGAAUCUUUGAACCUG
This is a messenger RNA of Siniperca chuatsi (mandarin fish), 2532 nucleotides long. Its product is annotated as von Willebrand factor A domain-containing protein 5A-like. NCBI's taxonomy places the organism in Eukaryota, Metazoa, Chordata, Actinopteri, Centrarchiformes, Sinipercidae. The record is from RefSeq and is a predicted model, not a curated record.